Gastrolobium bilobum is the source of this 2300-nucleotide messenger RNA. Its product is annotated as U-box domain-containing protein 38-like. Gene Ontology annotation, molecular function: ubiquitin-protein transferase activity; protein binding. The record is from RefSeq and is a predicted model, not a curated record. NCBI's taxonomy places the organism in Eukaryota, Viridiplantae, Streptophyta, Magnoliopsida, Fabales, Fabaceae. The coding region runs from base 313 to 1908 and encodes 531 amino acids. The transcript has a single exon. Gene Ontology annotation, biological process: protein ubiquitination. Gene Ontology annotation, cellular component: cytoplasm; nucleus.
AUGCAAAUAUGGCGAAAAAGAGGGAGGUCAAAGUUGGAAGAGAAAAAGGAAACAAAAGCCGUAUCUAAUCUUCCACGUGGCCACAGCUUCUAAAUUCUCAUGGUGGCAGUAGUUCCGUAGUAGAACCCUCAUAGUAGUUCACGAUGUUUAGCUUUAGCAGACUCGGUCUCCUCAACAGGUAAAGAGACCCAUUCAUUCAAAACCAUCGUGUGCAAGCACACGCGAGUUUAUUAUAUAUUCCUAAGCAACAAUAAACAAAGCCUCUUCCCUACAUAUAUACCAAUUAGCGUGCGCGUGUGAUAAAAUUAAAACAUGGGUGGCAAUGGCAAGCAUAGGUGGAAAAUCUCCUUUCAUCGUUCUUCCUCUCACUCAAAGCUGGAACCAAAACACCCUCCCAAGGAGUUCUUAUGUCCCAUUUCCGGGUCCUUAAUGUCCGACCCGGUUGUCGUCGCUUCGGGUCAGACCUUCGAACGCCUCGCCGUCCAAGUCUGCACUGCUUUGAACCACUCUCCCAUUCUGGAAGACGGGUCCCGACCCGAUUUCUCAGCUGUCAUCCCCAAUUUGGCCAUUAAAACAACCAUCCUCAACUGGUGCGACAAAUCCGGUACCCAACACCCGCCCGCACCUGAUUACCCCUCCGUGGAGAGGCUCGUCCGGGAAGCAAUGGCGGCGGAGACUGCGGCGGUAGAGGCUCAGGAAGACCGAAUUAGGGUUUCCGAGAAGGAGCUGCUCAAGGCGGUGGCGGAUACCCCGCCGGUGAUUUUCUCCCACGCCGCCACCGAGUUGGGACCACGAGUCAACCACUACAACUCGGGAUCGUCGUCGGAGGAAUCGGUUAUAAUCGCGGCGAGUCCGGGAACCCCCUUGCCGCUGACGAUUCGCCCAACGUGCUUCUCUUUCUCCUCGUCGUCCUCCUGCGAGAUCGAAAUCCAAAACCCUAGCAUACCGGCAUCGGAAGAGGAAGAGAAAUUGGUGAACAAGCUGAGGAGCAGCGAGGUUUUCGAGCAAGAAGCAGGGGUAAUCUCGCUGAGGAGCAUCACGAGGAACAGGGAGGAGACUAGGGUUUCACUGUGCACGCCGCGGUUGCUAUUGGCACUGCGUUCGCUGAUUUUGUCUCGAUACGCCGUCGUUCAGGUCAAUUCGGUGGCUUCGGUGGUCAACCUUUCGCUGGAGAAACCGAACAAGGUGAAGAUCGUGAGGUCAGGGUUCAUCCCCUUCCUCAUCGACGUGUUGAAGGGGGGAUCCAAUGAGUCGCAGGAGCACGCUGCGGGCGCGCUCUUCAGCUUGGCUUUGAACGAUGAUAACAAGAUGGCCAUUGGGGUUCUCGGCGCGUUGCAGCCACUCAUGCACGCGCUGAGGUCCGAUUCUGAGCGGACUCGGCAUGACUCGGCUCUCGCGCUGUAUCACCUCACUCUGGUUCAGAGUAACCGAGUCAAGCUCGUGAAACUCGGGGUGGCCCCCACGCUGCUUUCGAUGGUGAAGUCGGGGACAUUGGCUAGCCGGGUUUUGCUGAUUCUGUGCAACCUUGCGGUGUCCACGGAGGGACGGACGGCGUUGCUGGACGCCAACGCGGUGGAGUGCUUGGUGGGGUUGCUGAGGGGGAACGAGUUGGACUCGGAGGCGACUCGGGAGAACUGUGUGGCGGCGCUGUAUGCGCUGAGUCACAGGAGCUUGAGGUUCAAAGGGUUGGCGAAGGAGGCCAGGGUUGUGGAGGUUUUGAAGGAGAUUGAGGAGACGGGAACGGAGAGGGCUAAAGAGAAGGCCAAGAGAGUGUUGCAGAUGAUGAGGACUCAGAAUCAAGAGGGUUUGGACUUUAAUGAGGUUUUGGAAUCGGGCGGGUUGACUCGAACCAGGAACCGAGUUGGUGGUGGGAGGAAUGCCAACCUUGUCAACACAACUACAUUUUAGGUUUCUGGUUUUUAUUUUAAUUUCCCCCCUAAUUUCUGGUUUUCUUUAUAAAAUUUGUUGGUUCAGGUUCAGUAGGAAAAGAGAUUAAUUAUUAUUGAUGAAAUUUGUGAGUAGUUUAAGGGGAUUGAAAGUAGGAUGGGACUUAAUUGCGAACUAGUGUAUAUAUUGGGUUUCUGGGUUUGGGGUGUAAAUCAUGGUGGUGGCCAUUUCACGCUCACUAUUCUGCCUUUUUUUUUAUUUUAUUUUUAAAAAAGCUUAUGUUGAGUUAUUUAGUCUGUAAUCAGCGUCUAGGUGAAUAUUUGUACGCUAACGUGUACAUAAUUAUACAAAAUUGUUUACUUUGGUGCACGCGAAGAACAGAGAUCUGUACAGUGAUUUGUGACUUUCUGAAU